Molecule: messenger RNA, 6174 nt
Organism: Xyrauchen texanus (razorback sucker)
Lineage: Eukaryota; Metazoa; Chordata; Actinopteri; Cypriniformes; Catostomidae
Product: kin of IRRE-like protein 1
Exons: 15
Coding region: 234-2687 (817 amino acids)
Biological process (GO): cell-cell adhesion
Cellular component (GO): cell-cell junction
Molecular function (GO): cell adhesion molecule binding
Source: RefSeq, a predicted model, not a curated record
GAGAGAGAGCGAUAGAGAGAGAUGCACAAGGAAUGUGGCACUAAUAAGAAAGCUGAGCAAGUGAGGAGGGCAAAAGAGGAGAAGACUGAAAAAACGAAUAGAAAUGCAAUAAAAAAAAGUAGAGAAGGAGGAGAAAAGGGGCGACACAACCAACACGUUAAUGGAAGGAUUAUAAUCCGCCGUUGGAGGGAUUUUUGACGCUCCCCAUGCGGAGAUUUGAGCUCAACUGAACCAUGCAGGGACUGCUGCUGCUUCUGAGUUUGGCGUUGAGUUUUUACAGAGUGCGGACGGCACGGUUCUCUCAGGAGCCUGCAGACCAGUCUGUGGUUUUGGGCCAGAGGGUGGUCCUGUCCUGCGUGGUCUUCAACUAUUCGGGCAUUGUGCAGUGGACCAAGGAUGGACUGGCAUUAGGCAUCGGAGAAGACCUUCGGGCCUGGCCUAGGUAUCGUGUGCUAAGGCUGGUGGAUGUUGGUCAGUAUAAUCUGGAGAUCUCAGCUGCUGAACUGUCAGAUGACUCUCUCUAUGAAUGCCAAGCCACUGAGGCUGCACUGCGCUCCCGGCGGGCCAAACUCACCGUUCUUAUUCCUCCCGAUGACCCAGUGAUUGAGGGCUCCCCAGAGAUCCUCCUCACAGCGGGAGUCCCUUACAACAUGAGCUGCAUGUCCCGUGGAGCCAAACCGGCCUCUGUCAUAGAGUGGCAGAAAGAUGGGCUGUCGAUUGAAGGGGCUGUCAGCAACACGGAGGUGCUCGCAGACAGGAAACGUGUGACUACACGAAGCUACAUGCCCGUUCUACCAAUAGAUACAGACACAGGGAAGAACUUCACCUGUGUGGCUACUAACCCAGCAGUACCGAUGGGCAAACGGGCCACUAUCACCCUCAACGUACACCACCCACCAGUGGUGACGUUAUCCAUUGAGCCUCGCUCUGUGUUGGAAGGAGAAAGUGUUACUUUCACCUGCCAAGCAACUGCCAACCCUCCUAUUAUGGGUUACAAGUGGGCAAAGGGAGGUGUGGUCAUACAGGGGGCGAGAGAGAGAGUGUUCGUCACCAAGGCGGAUCACUCUUUCUUCACCGAGCCUGUGUCUUGCCAAGUGUUCAAUGCUGUGGGCAGCACAAAUGUCAGUAUACUCGUUGAUGUCCACUUUGGUCCUAUACUGGUAGUGGAGCCUAAACCAGUAACGGUAGACGAAGACUCAGACGUCACUCUAAACUGCAAGUGGGCCGGGAAUCCUCCUCUCACACUGACCUGGACAAAAAAGGGUUCGAGCAUGGUAUUGAGUAAUAAUAACCAGCUCUAUCUGAAGUCAGUAAGUCAGGCAGAUGCUGGUCAGUAUGUUUGUAAGGCCAUCGUACCCAGGAUCGGAGUGGGUGAAACAGAGGUCACACUCACUGUCAACGGUCCACCUAUAAUUUCCAGUGAACCGGUCCAGUAUGCAGUUCGAGGAGAGAGAGGGGAAGUCAAGUGUUACAUUGCCAGCACUCCUCCGCCAGACAAGAUUGUGUGGGCAUGGAAGGAGAAUGUAUGGGAAAAGGAGAAGGGAACUCUAUCAGAACGGUACACAGUAGAACAGAGCAAGAUGACCUCACAGGGUGGAGCAGUGUUGUCCACUCUCACCAUCAACAACGUCAUGGAGUCAGACUUCCAGUCCACAUACAACUGCACUGCGUGGAAUUCAUUUGGACCUGGGACCAUGAUUAUCACACUGGAAGAGACAGAAACAGUUCCGGUUGGGAUCAUUGCUGGUGGCACUGUCGGCUGUUCAAUUCUUCUUCUCCUCUGUUUACUGGUAUUAGUGCUCUUCUUGUACAGGCAACGCAAAGGAAGUCGUCGAGGGGUGACGCUCGGCAAGCCAGAUAUCAAGGUCGAGACCAUAAACAAAGAGACCCACAGCCUGGAGGAAGACUCGGGCAGUGUCUCCACGGCAACACGCAUGGUUAAAGCCAUGUAUUCUUUUUUGCCUUCUGUGACCCUUUCUCCCUCCUCCCAGCCUUUUAAAGAUGACAUAGACCUCAAACAGGAGCUGCGCAGUGACACGCUGGACACACGCCAGGACUAUGAGCUCAAGGACCCAACAAAUGGCUACUACAACGUGCGAGCUUCCACCCAUGAUGAGGGCCGUCCAGCCUCCCGAUCCAUGCACUACUCAGACUAUCGCACUUCCAGCCAGCCAGGGGGUGCUGCGACCAUCAGCAGUAACUCAGGACCGCCUGGAGCUACUGCAGGUCCGGGAACACCGAGCAGCUUGGCUCCAGGGUCACGAGCAGGCUGCUAUGAACCUCGCCCUCCCUCUAGACUCUCGCACAACAGCUAUGCCCAAUUCAACACCUUCACCCGUGCCGGGCAGUCCCAGCAACCUCCACCAAGUUCUGGUCCACAGACUAGCGACUUCCCCACUGACUGCAGCCUCUUGGACUCUACCCCUCAGCUAGGAUAUGAAAAUUAUGGUUACCCUUCCCACUAUCCUUCAUUUCGGAUUGGGUAUGCUCCGCCUAGCCUUGCCCCACUAGAAAGUGGACCUGCGUACGAGAUGUACGGGGUUGGACCGAGUGUCUGUGCAGGAGGUGGUGCCGGGACCCCAGAGACUGGACUCGGUAAAUACGGAAGUUCCACGCGGUUCUCCUACACCUCUCAGCAUUCCGAAUAUUCCCACCGACACACACAGAGGAUGCAAACGCACGUGUAACGGAGAAGCGCAGUGUUUUCGUGAUAUGUUGUGCCAUUGUUGACCAUAAAAGUACACAUACUCACAGUCACACUCACACAUAUACACAGAAUGGAAGUAAUGAAUGAACCAGAGAUAAAAAAAAGGAGGCUGGAUGAAAAAUGAAAAGCUCAGAUUAAACAGAGAGCAAGAAAUGAGAAUGGGAUACAAGGCAGGAGAUGAGCGAAUUCUCUCUUUCUGUCUUUAUGUUUAAUCCCCAGCUCCAGGAGCUGACAGCGAAAGUCACAAUCAAGAGAAACUUGCAUUAAUGAAAGAUCUAAGAUCUUUAUAAUGCUCAAUAAAUAGUGAAUGCUCUGAAUAGGCAUGAUCACAAAGUAAUUCAUGAGAAAUGAAGGGUGCCUUUUGUAGGCUAGUAGUCUGUUUGACAUGGUUUCUGAGAGAGAUGUUCAUAUGAGAUACAUGUAUGAAUUCUCUUGAAUGGCUUUUUUAACUCCUCUCCUUAUGGGUGAACAUACAUAAACAUGUUCAGGUAAUAAUUCCCACCAAAAUCAGAAGAAAGAAAAAGAUAAAUAAAUUAUAUUUUGAAUAAAAAUUAAGCAUUUCUAGGACCAUUAAAUAAUUCUGGGGGAAACUCUGGCUUUAUUUUCAUGAAAAUCAAGCAGCCCCACCCCCCCAACGCCAAAUAAUCAUUACUGAAAAACAUUUAUGCAAUUUCAUUUUCAGGUUUUUUCUUUAUAAAUCCUAUUAUUUUCAAUGAAGAUUCUCAUUAGUUUAACACAAUAUUUGUUUUGUUUGUAUUAAAGUACAAAAAAAUAUUGUAAAGAAUUUUAUUAAAAUUAACAUAAAAGCAGAACAACUAAUACAACCGGGAUAUAUAAAUACUUCUACAUUUUAAAUACAAUAUAAUUUUUGUAUUAUUAUUAAAAAAAAAAAAUUACAGUAAUGACAAUGAGUUCUUUCUUUUUGGCAUUAUGGUAAUUCCAAAGAAGAUUUUUAAUUGUCAUGAUGUCACAAUGCAAAAUAUUGUAAUUGUCUUUAUUCAAUGUAAUGCCUUCUUUAUUAUCUUUUUCUUUCAGGGAGAAAUAUAACCUGGAUACUAAUACUAAUAUAUUAGAAACUAAUGAUCCAAACAUACAAACAUAUCUGAGUUUUUCCCAUUUAUAAAAUUUGACAGUGUUACUGUAGAGCACACGAGAUAUACUACAUGUUAAUACUCUUGAUUACCAAAGCAACUGAAAGAUUCAUUUAUUUUUUUGCUUUGCAUGGAAAUCAGAAUCAACCUGGCUAUCCAGUUUGCUGAGCUACCUUGUUAAACAGGUUACUAGCCGUACAGUGUAAUGCUAACUUACAUUACGAUAAACCAUUAGCAUAACUGGUAUGUUUGCAUAGUGUGGAGAAUCCAACAGCAUUUAAAAAAGCACAUUUGCCUGGAGUCGCAAGUUCUAAUCCAGGGCGUGCUUAGUGACUCCAGUCAGGCUUCCUAAGCAACCAAUUGGCCCGGUUGCUAGGGUGGGUAGAGUCACGUUGGGUUAACCUCCUCAUGGUUGCUAUUAUUUGGUUCUCGCUCUUGGUGGGGCGUAUGGUGAGGUGCGCGUGGAUGCCGCGGAGAAUAGCGUGAAGCCUCCACACACAGUAGGUCUCCGCGGUAACGCUCAACAAGCCACGUGAUAAAAUGCGCGGAUUGACGGUCUCAGACAUGGAGGCGUCUGAGAUUCAUCUUCCGCCACCCGGAUUGACGCGAGUCACUACGGCACCAUGAGGACUUAGAGCGCAUUGGGAAUUUGGCAUGAUAAAUUGUGGAGAAAAUCAAAAAAUGAAUUAAUUAAUAAAACAUUUUGAGCAUUUGCAUUAAAAUCAAUUGCCCUUUAAAUUUCACCACAAAGGAGAAUAGUUAAGGAAUGCCAUUCAACAGUUUUCAGACAUGGCCAUUUUUUUCACUAUCGUACAAAUAGCUCAGAACAGUUAAAUAUAUAUACAAAUAUACAGUAUACAUAUACAAGAAUGCCCCACUCUUUUCCUUGGUGCUUUUGCAGUGGGGUCAUUGUUUGCACUGCAUACCAGUAUUCUAGCUUAGAUUACCCUCAUAAUCGAUAUGUAAUCUCUCAUUUGCACACUAGGCUAGAGCAUUCUUUCCAUGUUUCGAAUAUUACCGAAAGAAAAAAUAACAUUUCUUUUUGUCAUGUUGUUUGUCAAGUGAUUCUGGACCAAAGGUUCAACGUUAGAGUAUCAGUCUUUAUUUGGGUGAUAUUCACCUCAACAAACAAGAAAAUAUGCAGAUGUGUUUGUUAUUGUUGUUUGCGAAUUUAUUCGGUCGCGAGUGACCAAGGGGUUUUUCGAGGGUUGUGAACAGCAGAGAAGGUCUAAAACUGUAUGAUCCAGCCUUAGGUAUCCAAAAUUUACCUUACUGAUCGAAGAUCAGGCUGCUAUCACUUUCGUCUUAAAGAUUACAAAGAUCAAAUUGGAACCAAUUUAAGGUUGGAGGUUGGGAGUGAUUUAUAACGUCUUGUACCCCAAUGCAAGCGUGCAUAUGACUUUGAUAUGAAGUUUAUAAUUGCUUGAUAGGUUGGAGGUUCUUUCACUCACUUAUUCACACAAACACACACCUGAUACUUGUGCCAAACAUAGACGCCUAACUUGAAGUAUUUUCCGCCAAUUAAGAAAAAACUACCUUAUGGGGACCAGAGACGGUCUCUGGCUAUGAACUGUCUUCAACAGAUUUUGAAGGAUGCCAUUAUCAAAGCAAUGAUUAUCAUCGAUGUGACUUCAGUAGUUGUUCUCGGAACAAAAAGAUACUCUCUAUGACUAGUUUUCAUCUUCGUCCGCAUUUCGAAACAACGAGCCCUGUAAAUACUUUCCCAUGUGUAAUUCUGACUUCAAGUAUUAUUUGACAUCAUCCAAUGUGAUGCACUCUUUAAAUGCAGUAUUGUUAUUUUUUUAAUUGCAAGAAGGAUGACAAACACCAUGGCAAUGGUACUUUGCAACUUGUAAGACAAAGACGAUGAGUUUUGUGUAGCUUGGCUGGGAUCCAAUAUGAUGCCAUGAGCAUUCAGGAGUAUCUUGAUAAAACAUCUUGAUACAUGCCUGAGCUACCUAUUGCUUAGCCUUGAGCGAUGACCUGUGGAGAAUCUUGUGGGAGAUGUGACUCAACCCACUGGACGGUAUUUGCAUCCCCCAUCUAAGAACUUGAAGCUCCAUGAAGACGAGAAGAAGGAACAAUGAAGGAGUAAAUAUAAUUUAAAAAAGAGUGGCCUUAGGAAAACAUGACUUUUAUAUUCCCUCACUUUAUAAACCGGCUUAAGGCCAGAGUGUGUGUAGAGUUUCCAUGAAGAUACGUGUGUUUUUGUGUGUGCGACUAAGCGUGAAUGUGUGUUUGAGUGCAAACGAGUGAGUAUAUGAAAACCUUUAUGUAAUCCGUUCAUUUACUUCUCUCAUGUUCCUGCUCCAAUACUUUUCUUCUGCUGGUAGGAGUGUAUCAUGUAUAAUUGUGUCUUAGAAAAUAAACGUUGAC